GGCUGUGGGACGAAGUUAGCUGCUUGGCUAAUGUAAACAUCCACCCUCAGCAGACUGGAGUUGAAGCGACGACAACGUUACUCGAUAGCUUGUUGACUCUGCGAAUGAGAGUUCUUCCCAACUUUGGUGAGAGAUGUCGAGCCAGAGGCGUGGUAUCCAUUUGGACCAAUCCGAGUUGCUUUGUAAGAAAGGAUGUGGUUUUUAUGGCAACACAGGUUGGCUGGGCCUGUGCUCAAAAUGCUGGCGAGAGGAAAAUCAGCGAGAGAAACAAAAGCAGAUUCAAGAAGACUGGGCACUUGCUGAGAGCUGUUCACAGAGGUUCUACAUUUUCCCCUCCCAGGCUGCAGAAAGAGGAAGAGGAAGCGUACGCCAGCAGAAAUCAGAAGGCCCAAUCACAGCCUUCCAUUACACCUUUCAACAAGUUUGAGGAAAGGAAAACAAAGGAAAAGUCCAGCAAAGUCAACACGGUCACGAAGUUUUUCACUCCUUCCUCAAAAACACAGCCAAAAAAAGAUGCUUCUCCUUUUGAUGCUCAGGCCAGCCCAAGCCCCAGCUCUUCAGCAAGCAGGCAUUCCUCUUUAGACACUGACCACGCAACGCGGGAGUUCAUUGAUUUUCUCAAGCCUCUGAAGUCUGGCAGGGAGAUCUUCAAACAGUGUCGGGCCUUCACUGAGAGCAUGGCCUAUAAGCGGGACAUGGGUGCCGACGAGUUGUCAGAGUGUGUACAGGACUUUUACCAGAACCUCUCAGACCGCCUCCAGACUCAAUUUAAAGGAUCAUCAGAGCAUGUAGAGAGUGUUAUGGAUGAAGUAGAAAAGUACAUGAUGACCCGUCUCUACAAGGAAGUCUUCUGUCCUGAGACCACAGAUGACGAGAACAAAGAUCUGGCUAUUCAGAAGAGAAUCAGAGCUUUGCACUGGGUCACCAUUGAGAUGCUGUGUGUUCCUGUAGAUGAGGAGAUCCCUGAAGUGUCUGACAGUGUGGUUAAAGCCAUCACAGAUGUGAUCGAAAUGGAUUCCAAGCGUGUGCCCAAAGACAAGCUGGGAUGCAUCACUCGUUGCAGCAAGCACAUCUUCAACGCCAUCAAAAUUAGCAAGAAGGAGGCAGCGUCUGCAGAUGAUUUCCUCCCCACACUCAUCUACAUUGUGCUGAAGGCAAACCCUCCACGACUUCAGUCCAACAUCCAGUACAUAACCCGCUUCUCCAACCCCAGCAGACUCAUGACUGGAGAGGACGGUUACUACUUCACUAACCUGUGCUGUGCUGUGGCCUUUAUUGAGAAGCUGGACGGCCAGUCCCUGAAUCUGAGCUCUGAGGAGUUUGAGCUCUACAUGUCAGGCCAGGCAUCCCCCUACUGGCCUCAGGCUGCUGGAGCUUCCUCUUGCUCGCCAGGCAGUGCAGCUCUUAGUCAGGUCCACAAACGUCUGGACCUGCUAACAGGGCUCGGGGAAAGGCAGGAGCGUGUCAUGGAGAAGGCUCGCCAGCUGGAGAACGACCUCAUCGACUGGACGGAUGAAGUGGAGCAGAAGGUGCAGAGCGUUCUGCAGACUUUACCUCCAGAGACACAAAAUCCUACCACAACCACAGCAACUGCGACAUCCGCAGCUUCAUCAGCAAUUGACUCUGAUAAUGUUGAGAAUGAGCUCCUGCCCCCACCACUGCAACCACAAGUGUUUGCUGGCUGAUGUGAGGAUAAAUUAAAAAAAAAAAAAAAAUCCCUCUAAAUGCUUUACUCCAACCUCCCCCCUUUUCCGGCUGUUAAACUUUGCUGUCCGUAUGCACAUACAGCCAUCGCUAUUCCAUCCAUUGUCCAGGUCCAGGCUGUAGACAGUGGCAGAAAACUAAAAGCCCUGAAACCACACUGAACAGUAAUUGAACAGAGGAAUUAAAGCAAUAAUUUGGAAUUUGGGGAAAUACACUUACUCACUUUUUUGCCAAGAGUUAGCUGAGAAGAUCAAUAGCUCAUCAAAUAACAAAUUAUAUCUUUUUCUUGUUUGCACAAAAAUACAAGUUAAAAACGGCAAGUUGCAGUUUUUAUGGGGUCACUUCCCCGGCUACAUCUUGAGUAUCCACUGACUGCCUUGUAACCUCAUGAUGAUGAGAAGUCUCCAUGAAGUUACUGUGCAUGAAAUGUAAGACCACAACAUGUCUUUUUUUUUUUUACACUUGGGUUUUUAUAUGGAUUAGUGACCUUUAGAGGUGCUGGUAGGCAGAUUUUGUUACCUUUGAAAAGCUGUAUAAAGAAUGAAGAGACCUGAGUUGUUUUGAUCUUCUCAUCCAAGUCUAAGUAAAAAACUGAUUAAGCAUCAAACUAUUCCUUUAACAUCAGACUAUAUGUGACAAAAAGUCCCAGAGUUAGUGCUGCAAGGGAAAGAACACUCCAAACAUUUUGUCCUUGGUUGCAGAGAGACAGAUCUGGUGCAUUUUGCUGCUAUUUGAGUUUCAGUGCAGUUUUAGGAUACGUCCUUAAUCCAGCCAUGUCCUCCAGAACUCUCUGGAAGCUCCAGAAGCGUUCCCAGACUAUUUGGGAAAUCCAAUCCCCUCCCAACAUUUUCUGACUGUUGCUCCCUCCAAUGGGAUAUGCAGGGAAACCUAUCACAGAGGUGUCCAGGAGACAUCCUGAUAAGAUGCCCAGACCACCUCACCUGGCUCCUUUUAAUACAAAGGAGCAGUGGUUCCAGUCCAAGCUCUUCCCGAACAACUCUGUUGGUCACCUACAACGGUAUCUUCAGUACCUCAGUACUUAAUCAUCCUAGGUGUUGUUUGUGCAAACGGGAUAAAUGAUUGGAUGUGAUUUUUUUUUUAAACCAUCAUUCACAACUUUUCAGACAAACAUGUUUGUCUGUAUGUUGUGAUGUCUCCAGUUGUGUGGGUAGUGUGUGUAUUUGAAUGUGUGUGACUAAUUGGUCAUGUUGACAUGCAGAACUUUACAGCCCAAGUAACAUCUGAAAACACAGCAGUUACUUUCGGAACGAUGUGGUUUUGGCAAGGGAAGUGGAGAAAUCUGAAUGAUCCGCAACUUAACUUCCUCCCACUUAAAUAACUUUCCAGUUCAUGCUCGUGAUUUGUGUUAUAUUUAUUGCGUAUUCCCCUGCCCUGUCGAGAAGUGUGUUUGUGUGUGUGCUGCAUGGACCGUGAAUGUUGAUAAGGCAUAAGUCCUCCGUUGUGUGUGAGUAUUGUAGUCUUGUCUCAUGUCAGACCUCGCAUUCCAGUCAUAAGCUGGAUGUACAGAAGUGAUUUUAUUUUUCUAUAGAGUGGCAGGUAUCAAUUCUUCUGGAUGCAAUCAGAGACAUUAAUCCUGUAAUAUUUACAGUAGUACUCUUGUCAUAGAACAUUGCUCGAAGAUGUGUUACAUUUAUUGUAACGAUUGAAUAAGAAGUGAUUAAAGCUUUCAUCUACUCAUUUAUCCUCUCAAGAGGGGCUCAUAAUAAGCAUGCCCCAUUAAAAAAAAAAAAUCUGUUUUUUAGGUGAAUGAAUUUUUUGUCGCUGUAAGUUUGGUAGGAAAGAAGACAAAGAUGAUUCUGUUUCCCUGUAAAGCUUUACUGGUGCAGAAGAAUCAACAUAAGCAGUUUAACUUAUUUUGAAGCACUUUUGUUUGGAUUUUAGAAAUCUUAAUUCUGAUUUAAUGAAGGAAGUAAUUGCUGUACUUGAGAUGAAAGGAUACUUGGUUAAAAAAACAGUGGACUGUUACCACACAGAUGUAUUUCAGCUGUGUCUUUGUAUUCAGCCGUCAAAUGUUUGGGACAGUUGUGUGAAUGAAAAGAGGUGUAAGGCACAUUUAUUCCCCUUUGCCUCAUGAGCUAAUAUUCCCUUAUGUUGCUAGAUUUUACUCUUUUUUUUCAUAUUUGCAACAAGUAUAGUCGAUGUGUGUUUUGCUGUACAAGUUUAAUUUGAGAAAAGGCUUUUAAUGCAAACUUAAUAGCUUGAAUAACUUCAUAUUGCACUGUAUGCAGAAGCCAUUAAUCAGGUAUUUUAAAAAGUUUCAAACAUCAUCUUUGUAACCUUAUAGGUUUGUUAUUGUAUCACAUGGGAGAAAGUAACUCAAUGCUGCCUUUUUAUUUAAAUGUAACUUAUUGGGGCAGUAUUGGUAUAUUUGCAUCUAUGGGUGUGUGAUGGUGAUUAAUAAAAAUCAAAAAUGCACGUGCACUCGUGUGCAGUUCCUCUUCAUCGUGUAGUUUCACGCGACUGCACCAGUAGUCAUGAUUGUGCAAAUUGGGAUUAAAUAAAAGUUGACUGAGAAUUUAACUAUUUCUGCAGUUCUGUGUCAUGUUGGAGAAAUAAGCAGGAUGUUAAUAAGUAUUCUGAAAAACAAAAAGUUAAAGUGAUGGUGUUUCUGAAACAAUGGGCUCCUGCAGGCCAACAGUAUGUCAUAUUAUCAAGAGUCCCCUUCAGACAUGUUGUUAGAUAUAUAAAAUAUACUCUGCUUAAAAUAACAAUGUGUCUAAUGUGUUUUUUCCUUUAAAAAAAAGUACAUUUACC
Molecule: messenger RNA, 4479 nt
Organism: Scomber scombrus (Atlantic mackerel)
Lineage: Eukaryota; Metazoa; Chordata; Actinopteri; Scombriformes; Scombridae
Gene: rabgef1l
Product: RAB guanine nucleotide exchange factor (GEF) 1, like
Exons: 9
Coding region: 105-1685 (526 amino acids)
Biological process (GO): vesicle-mediated transport
Cellular component (GO): cytosol; endocytic vesicle
Molecular function (GO): DNA binding; small GTPase binding; guanyl-nucleotide exchange factor activity
Source: RefSeq, a predicted model, not a curated record